AUGAAGUGCAUCUAUAAGGAAUUUAUGAGGAAGAAGGAGGAUUUGAAAGUGGAAUAUACACAAGAUAUGAGAAUUCGAUUCAUUGAAUCUGGAAUGAUGAUUUUGGCUGAAGAAAACCAACAACUCAGAGAACUCAUAUCAACCAAUUCUGAUCGGAAACGGCGGAAGAAAAAAAUAGGAAAAAGAGUAAUGAAAGUUCGAAAGUCGGAAGAAAGCUCAGACUACAGUUCCUCGAAGAAGUUUAAAAGUUUACUGAAAAAUCUGGAUAGUUCCGAAACUUCUGAAGAUGACCAACGGGUGGUUUUUCAGUACGCCCAUCAUCCAUACAAAACUCUCCCGGAUGUUUUACAAAACCUAAACAAAUCCGAUUGCUUGAAAUAUUGCAGUUCUUCUGAAGAUGAAGACAAGAAUGCUUCUACCAGGAUUUCUUAUUCAACUAUCCAACUAGAACGAUAUCCAAAAUUUAGAAAUACGAAAUCAACAGAUGUGACAUUUAACGACUUGCAAGGGAUAUGCAACUCCUACAAGUCAGUUGGGUCUGCAACGAAAGGCGGAAAAUCUCGAGAAAAGAGAAGUCGUUCGUAUGGAAUCGAAUCUCGGAAGGAGGAACAAUGUAUGAUCGAUACUCUAACAUUAGGAGAAUGCUUGCUACAGAGCGGACUGCCGGCUGAUGACGUCAUAUGCUGUACAUUAUGCCGACUUUUGAUACCUACCACAUCACGAGAAGAAUUUUUUAUGAGACCGUGUAGCUGUAGGGACGUUUUUGUUCACUCUAAAUGUUCCCAUCUGUACCGAUACCAGAUGGUUCGACAGAAGUGCUCUAGUUGUGAAGAAUUGUUUACUGCCCGGGUUCCAGCGAGCACCAAUCUACCGAAAUCGAAUGCAGGUACUUCUAGAAUACCUGUUGAAUACGAAAGCGAAUGCUAUUUAUGCUUCGGAACGAGAACAGUUCGUGAUGGUCGAAACGAAGAACUAGACUCCAAGAUCGUCAAAGCAUGCCGUUGUCCAGUAACUGCCCAUAACGAGUGUUUGGUGCAAUUUGCAUUGUCUACCCGAAAAUGUGACUAUUGUCACUACAGAUUCCAAAUAGCCACUGUAGGACCUCAGAUAGGAUACUUUAACAGAAAAACAGCCCCGAUUUACGGUCUCCAGGUUGCAUCGAUUGUUUUCCUGGGAAUAACUUUGAUAUUAUGGAGCUCCAAUUGGGUGGUGAUCCCAAAUCAUACUCUUAAUGUGACAGUGAAAAACGUUUUUGUUGCUCUGAUCCUAAUUACGACCACUUAUCUUUUGAUAUCAGUUAUACGUACUUGGACAAGAAAAAGCUACGAAAUAGAUAAGGACACUUCUGCUCUCGUCAGGCCCUAUAAAACUGUUAAUCGUAUUGGAGACGGUAGUAACAGUGGAGCAAGCAAGAUGAUUGAAAAAUACGAGGAACUUCCUCUAGAAGAAAUGAUGGCGAGCUAUGCGAGAUCUAAUGUGUGA
This is a messenger RNA of Caenorhabditis briggsae, 1482 nucleotides long. Lineage: Eukaryota; Metazoa; Nematoda; Chromadorea; Rhabditida; Rhabditidae. Bases 1 to 1482 code for a protein of 493 amino acids. The record is from RefSeq and is a predicted model, not a curated record. The transcript has 3 exons.